Cladophialophora yegresii CBS 114405 is the source of this 456-nucleotide messenger RNA. RefSeq names its product 40S ribosomal protein S13. NCBI's taxonomy places the organism in Eukaryota, Fungi, Ascomycota, Eurotiomycetes, Chaetothyriales, Herpotrichiellaceae. The transcript is spliced from 4 exons. Bases 1 to 456 code for a protein of 151 amino acids. Gene Ontology annotation, cellular component: ribosome; cytosolic small ribosomal subunit; nucleolus. Gene Ontology annotation, molecular function: small ribosomal subunit rRNA binding; structural constituent of ribosome. Gene Ontology annotation, biological process: translation. The record is from RefSeq and is a predicted model, not a curated record.
AUGGGUCGCUUACACAGCAAAGGCAAAGGCAUCAGUGCCUCCGCCAUCCCAUACUCCCGCUCCGUACCUACCUGGUUCAAGUCCACGCCCGAGACGGUCGUCGACAAUAUCUGCAAACUUGCACGCAAGGGUGCUACCCCGUCGCAGAUCGGAGUCGUGCUGAGGGAUAGCCAUGGUGUUGCGCAAGUCAAAGUUGUUACCGGUAACAAGAUUCUGAGAAUUCUCAAGUCGAACGGUCUUGCACCAGAAAUCCCAGAAGACCUCUACAUGUUGAUCAAGAAGGCCGUUGCCGUGCGCAAGCACCUCGAGCGCAAUCGCAAGGAUAAGGACUCCAAAUUCCGACUCAUCUUGAUCGAAUCCAGAAUCCACCGUCUGAGCAGAUACUACAAGACCGUGGGUGUUCUGCAGCCCAACUGGAAGUACGAGAGUGCGACGGCUAGCACGAUGGUGGCAUAA